This is a messenger RNA of Anneissia japonica, 5012 nucleotides long. RefSeq names its product coatomer subunit gamma-2-like. Gene Ontology annotation, molecular function: structural molecule activity. The record is from RefSeq and is a predicted model, not a curated record. Lineage: Eukaryota; Metazoa; Echinodermata; Crinoidea; Comatulida; Comatulidae. Gene Ontology annotation, biological process: endoplasmic reticulum to Golgi vesicle-mediated transport; intracellular protein transport; protein secretion. The transcript is spliced from 21 exons. The coding region runs from base 4 to 2712 and encodes 902 amino acids. Gene Ontology annotation, cellular component: Golgi membrane; COPI vesicle coat; endoplasmic reticulum-Golgi intermediate compartment.
UCAAUGCACAGAGAGCUGAAAGUGACGUGGCCUGUGUGCUGUGUACUGAAAUCGUGUGAACAAGGUGACAUCUCUAAAAUUUUAAUCAUGCAUAUGUUACGAAGGGACAAAAAGGACGAUGAAGAUGGUGGCUCAUGUAAUCCAUUUCAGGGAUUGGACAAGAGUUCAGUCUUGCAAGAGGCAAGAAACUUCAAUGAUACCCCAAUCAAUCCAAGAAGAAGCUGCCAUACUUUGACCAAAAUCAUGUAUGUGAUCAAUCAAGGAGAACACAUCGGAACUAAUGAGGCAACAGAGGCUUUCUUUGCCAUGACCAAACUUUUCCAAUCCAGUGAUGUGACCCUUCGACGUAUGGUGUACCUGUUGAUCAAAGAGAUGGCAGACAUUUCUGAAGAUGUGAUCAUCGUGACAAGCAGUCUCACCAAAGAUAUGACAGGCAAGGAAGAUGCUUACAGGGCUCCAGCCAUCAGAGCUCUGUGCAAGAUAACUGAUUCUACUAUGCUUCAAGCUAUUGAGCGUUACAUGAAGCAAGCAAUUGUUGACAAGGUUCAUGCUGUCUCCAGUGCUGCUCUUGCCUCAUCACUGCAUCUGAUGAAGGGUAGCCAUGAUGUAGUGAAGCGUUGGUUGAACGAAGCCACGGAAGCAGCUUCUAGCGAUAACAUCAUGGUACAAUACCAUGCGCUAGGCCUGCUGUAUCACAUCAAGAAGAAUGACCGCCUUGCUGUCUCUAAGAUGAUCACCAAGUACACCAAGCACUCGCUUAAAUCACCCUAUGCCACUUGUCUGUUGAUCCGCAUUGUCUCAAAACUUCUUAAUGAUGAAGAUGAUGGCCAUGACGGACCUUUGUUCGACUUCAUUGAGAGCUGUUUGCGCCACAAGAGCGAGAUGGUGAUAUACGAAUCUGCACAAGCCAUUGUGAACAUGAAGAACACGACCGCUAGGGAACUCGCCCCUGCUGUGUCAGUCCUACAACUGUUCUUAAGCUCGCCGAAGCCAACGCUGCGAUAUGCUGCCACUAGGACCUUAAACAAGGUUGCUAUGUCACACCCAGCCGCAGUGACAGCAUGUAAUCUGGACUUGGAGAACCUCAUCACCGAUAGCAACAGAAGUAUUGCUACCCUGGCUAUUACCACCUUACUCAAGACUGGUAGUGAGAGCAGUGUUGACCGUUUGAUGAAGCAAAUAUCAUCGUUCAUGUCCGAAAUUUCAGAUGAGUUCAAGAUCGUUGUUGUUGAGGCCAUCAAGUCGCUGUGCAUGAAAUUCCCCAAGAAACACAAGGUCAUGAUGAGCUUCCUGUCCUCCAUGCUUAGGGAUGAGGGUGGAUUUGACUACAAGAGAAGUAUUGUGGACACCAUCAUGUCCAUCGUGGAGGAAAAUGCUGAUGCCAAGGAGGAUGGCCUGGCACAUCUUUGUGAGUUCAUUGAGGAUUGCGAGCACACUUCGUUGGCGACACGUAUACUGCAUCUUCUAGGUCGUGAGGGGCCGCGUACCUCAUCGCCUUCCAAAUACAUCCGGUUCAUCUACAACAGGGUCAUUCUUGAGAAUGCAGCCAUUAGAGCUGCUGCUGUCACAUCUCUGGCUAAGUUUGGAGCUCACUGCGAAAGUUUGUUGCCAAGUGUUACAGUUCUAUUGGAAAGGUGUUUGUUGGAUGGUGAUGAUGAGGUACGAGACAGAGCCACGUUCUACUUGUCUGUUCUUAAAGAGCAACAGAAACAGCUCAAUUCAGCCUAUAUCUUAAAUGGACUGAAUGUGUCUGUAGCUGGACUGGAGAGGGCACUACACAAUUACACCAUAGAGCCAUCAGAGAAGCCAUUUGAUAUGAAGACAGUCCCACUGCAGGCAGUUCCACUUGUUGAACAGAAAAUACAAGAAAAAGUUGGUGUGUCUGCUGCUAAAGGACCAGAAAAGAGUGCUGCAUCAAGGCAAGAAAUUUUUGCUGAACAAUUGGCUGCUAUACCCGAGUUUGCUGGCUUGGGCCCGCUCUUCAAAUCCUCAUCGUCUCCCACUGAACUCACAGAAUCAGAAACAGAAUAUGUUGUCAACUGUAUCAAGCACACAUUUGCUGAACACAUUGUUUUCCAGUUUGAUUGUACAAACACAUUAAAUGAUCAGCAACUGGAGAAUGUUACUGUGGCAAUGGAACCAACAGAUGAUUAUGAAGUCAUUAGUCAUAUUGCUAUACCAUGCUUAAAAUACAACCAGCCAGGAACCACAUACACACUCGUCAAGAUACCAGAAGACCCAAUGUCAGUAUCCUGUACAUUUAGCAAUACAUUCAAAUUUAUUGUCAAAGAUUGUGACCCCAACACAGGCGAGCCAGAUGAAGAUGGAUAUGAAGACGAAUAUGUUCUGGAAGAUUUGGAAGUGAUGGUUUCAGAUUACAUGCAGAGGGUAAUGAAGCCCAACUUCGGAGCUUCUUGGGAUGAGGUCGGUGAUGAGAAUGAGGUCGAAGAGACAUACGCCCUUGCUUCAAAGACUCUUGCUGAUGCUGUGAAAAAUGUAGUAAGUUUCCUAGGCAUGCAGCCGUGUGAAAGAUCAGAUAAAGUAGCGGAAGGCAAAAGCUCUCAUUCCUUAUAUUUGGCGGGGGUGUAUCGUGGCGGCCACGAUGUCAUUGUCCGGGCUAGGCUUGCUUUACAAGACACGGUCACCAUGCAAAUUACAGUACGCAGUACAGAGCCAACAGUCAGCGAAGUUAUUGCAUCAUCAGUCGGUUAGAUUAGAAAGUAUCUUAAAUUUCACUAAGACUGUCCUGUAAUUCUUUAAUAUCAUUUUUUAAAUAGUAUAGUAAAUAAAAAACAGCCUGUAAUGUCAGGAACACUAGUUAGGCAUGAUAACAUGGUUUGAGGGAUCAUGUUUGUAAGUGUCAAAUUGUAACAGUUACUGCCUUAUCAUGCUAACUAUAUGUUGAAACUAUGGAGGAAAAAUAUAUUAACUUCAGUCUUAAUUAUUCUUUGCACCAUUUAUUAAUAACAAUUAUUUAAAUAUUCCAUAAAUUGUUAAGUAAAUUAUGCACUCCUCAGUUGUGUGUUUUUAUCCUCAUGUUACUAGUUGUACUUUGUGUUGCGCAUGCUUCAGAAUAGUAAAUGACCGAAAAAGUGAUGUGAUGUCUAUAACAUUUUUGGAGGGUUUAGUUCGUUGCGUAUUCAAGAGAUGUGCCAGUUGUGGAUUUAAGGGGAAAGCUGCCCCCCCCCCCUUCUGAAUUUUUCCAAAUUAAUUAAACAAUGGGAGGAAAAAAAGGGAAAAAAUAUAUUCAAAAUUGAAGUCUGAGUUUGCCAUUUCCAACAAUCUAGAAGUGCCAUAAUCAUAAAUUUUCUUACCUCUGCCCCAGCCAUUGUGGGGCUGAGAUGGUCAAAGUCCCUCCCUGGCCCCUCUGUUUCAAAUUCCUAGAUCAAGCAUGUGGGCUUUUUCCAGAACAGUGAUGUUUAUUCGACAGAGGUGCUUAUUCGGUCAUUUAUGGUACUGUCAAGAACAGAGAUAAGGUGAAAAAUAGCUUGUACUGAUAAGCAUCCCUGUCCUGCUAAUUGUUCAAGUGUUAUGACUUGUGCUAUAGAUUCUUGUAUAUAAGAUGAGUAUGACAACAUUCUUUAGACAAUUUUUAAGUCAUUUGUGUAAGAUGCUCAUGUGCUUUGUCUUCAUGCAUGGUGAUACCGCUUUGGGUCACACAUGCCAUCGUUUUGGGAUUCAAUAUUUUGACAUUUAUUAUGUCACCAUCAGGAAUGAAAAAGGUACCUCAUAAUGCUCUGAAAUGCCACUGUAAAAUGCUGUAUAAAGCCAGUAUUCCCCGAUGAGGGGUCUUGUGUUCCCCCGAACCCUGUUGGUGCCACCACUGCACCAACAUCAUUCUGCAAUCCCAAUAAUUCAUCAUGAUGUACCUGAACCAGGUUAGAAGCUAUAAAUUCCAUCAUCUAUUCUUCUUUUGUGCCCAAAGACUUUUAGUCAAUAAAUAGGCCUAUUCAGAAUUUAUCUUAAAGAGUCAUUCAUAUUUGUCAGCAUUUUCAAGAGACUGUACUGUUAUCUGUGACAAAGUUUUUGGUGCCAUUUUGGAAAAAUCACUUGCUGCUUGUGCAAUUUUUGGCUAAAAUUUACAUAUUCAUCUUUUCUAGACAUUAUGCUACAGAUAACAUCAGAAAAAGUUUUUUUGCAAUUGUUUUUUGGGUCAAAUGUAGGAUAGAACCGACUACCCCUACUGUUUCAGUGUUUGUUACUAAAAAUAGAUUGACCUUUAUAUAUUCAAGACGCACUCUCACACGUUCCAUAAAUCCAUCCACCAAAACUCCUUGACCAAUCAGAGUAGUUUCCAAUAGGACUGCCUCUAAUUUGGCGUACAAGCAAGGUUAACUGUAUUUAUAAGCUUUUUGAUAAGGAAUUUUAGUGUUUUUCCCCGCCUCAUGUCAAUAACGUGCCACGUACAAAACUCAUCUCUCUUUCUAUAGGUUUCACUAGAAUUUUCUAUAUUUGUUUAAUUAAACCUGCGAGUGCUAUUUCCGGCCACUCAGAGAGGCCAUAAUCAUAGAUUUUCUUACCUCAGCCCAACCAUGGUGGGGCUGAGGUGUUAUAGACCCUUGGUGAAUUCAAGGGGGGGGGGGGUCAAGCCGACCUGGGGCCCCAUAAAAGUUGGAGAGAAAACAAACAUAGUUACCAACCGUCUCGCAUCGUGCGGGAUGGUCCCGCACUUCAAAGUGAUUUUGGAUGAAACACGCAUUUUGCAGAAACACAUGCGUGAUCAUAAAUUUGUCACGCAUUUAGCACAGGUCUAUGGGUGAUAACGAAUUGUCCCAAAUUCAGGGGAAAAUCUAUUUAAAAUUAGAAGAAAUUAGUUUUAUUAAAAAUAUAAAAAUGAUCAUGCAGUUUAAACUUGAGUCAUUAGACAGUAUUUACGUCAAUACUUAAUUCACUGACAUGCUACUAAACAUUAAUCAGUAUGCCUAUUCAUUCUUUGUUUGUUUAAGUAAUGAAAUGUUUGUGUACAUAGUUAGGGUGCUCAAAUUAAACAUAAUGUAGGCCCUCCAUUGAAA